AUGGCCAGGACCCAAAGAAACCCCCUCGACGUCUCCGAGAUCCUCCUCCGUGUCGGUUACCACCUCCCCCUCUGGAAACUCGUCCCUCAACAACCACCACCACAGCGACGCCCACGAUACUACCAACAUCAUCAUCAACAACAAAACGAACCCAUAACUUACGCCUACAUCUUCUACCCUCAAGACCUCCGCUCCUGCCUCCAGGUCUCAAAACACUGGCACCAAGUCCUCCUCCCCUUUCUCUGGGAGAUUUACACCUACCCAGCCAUGUUCAACGUACCCUCGACUCGAAUCAACCGUAUUGGACAUCAUAUUCGGACCUUCCGACUCCAGGACGAUGCAUUUGACCCCGGCCUCACGGGACUCGAGUAUGUCAACCAGCUGAAGGAGUUGGAUAUCCCGCAGCAGAGUUGGAACCAAUACGAGUUUGAGAAUGCUUUUGGAGUGCAGGUACAGAAGCGGUUGGUCAGGACGAAUGGUGAGGGGUUGAAGGCAUUGGCGUGGUAUGGGUAUGGGAUUGCGUUCCAACCGGCGUACUUUGAUGUGGAUGAUUUUGUGCGGUUGAAGCAUGUGACGUUUUUGAGGCUGGAUAGUUGGUUUGGCGGGGAGGGACUGUUGGCAAGGGUGCUGGAUUGUGUGGCGGGGACGGUGGAGGUUCUGCAGUUGCAUCAGAUUCUGGAUGUUCUUCCGGGAGCGUUUAAUUUGGAUGACCAAGCUGAUGACGCCAUGUCGCUUUGGACUACCAUGACCUCAGAUGAGCCGCGGGGGCCUAGACGACUGAGACGACUGGUGAUGCCCAAGGUCAAGACGCUAAAGUUAACUGUCGAAGGGAAAAGGAAUGAAGGGCUGGUGGAGCUGGUUGCCUGUUGUCCCAACCUCCAACGACUGUCCUUCACCCCUCACGGCAAAGCUGAUAUUGUUCGGGUCGCCGAGGAUAUUGAGAAGUGUGGUCUCAGGAGCGUCCACUCGCUCACGGUCAAGAACGAAGCGCGUAACUUGGAUGGCGUUCAGUGUGCGACGCUGUUGCAGAGCAUUUUGGAAGCCUCUAAAGAGCCCACCUCAUCAAUCAAAACAACACAUGCGACAGGACAAGCAUGCAGAGGAUUAAAGAAGAUCAACAUCAACCCAGAGACGCUCGAGAACGAACCCCGUCUCGUCUCCAGGAUCGUCCUCCACGCUGACACUCUACGGUCCCUAAAAUUGACCAUCCGCAGCAACUCUGAGGUCAUGUCCGACAACUUUCUGCCGCAGAUCCUCUACCAGUGCCACAACCUCGAGGCCUUCAGCGUCAAGGUUGAAAGGGUCCGGUUUGAUCUCUUCAAGGCUCUUGGGUCCUCGUCCGGACCCUGGGCUUGUCGUCGGUUGCGCAAGUUUCUCUUCUCGGCUGUUGAAUUCCCCAUUCCUGAGCUGGAGAAGGGCGAAGAAGACGACGAGGAGGAGGAAGGUGGAGUAGAUGUGUCGUCGGUGGGUAGAAAUUGGUUCAGGAAAUUGAAAAACAUGACGAACAGGUCGACCAAUAAUGCCUUGGACGUGUUGGCGAAUUUGAAAUCCAUUUCGUCGACACAACCGGCGAUGGGUUGGUACAAGCACACGUCUGCGACCACCCAAUUGGGUUUUCAGUCUCAGGCGUUCGAGACGAUGCUGUUGCGGAGAGCGUUCAGGAUGCUGAAUAGUCAGAAUCUGAAGCAGUUGGAGGUGCUGGUCUGGAAUGGAGUCCCUUAUGAGCGGUCCAAAGUCCCAAGAUGGAUGUUGAAAACAAGGACGGCAGUAGGUGACCAUCGCCCGUAG
Molecule: messenger RNA, 1788 nt
Organism: Linnemannia hyalina
Lineage: Eukaryota; Fungi; Mortierellomycota; Mortierellomycetes; Mortierellales; Mortierellaceae
Source: the annotation of a GenBank genome assembly